Rodentolepis nana is the source of this 1209-nucleotide messenger RNA. NCBI's taxonomy places the organism in Eukaryota, Metazoa, Platyhelminthes, Cestoda, Cyclophyllidea, Hymenolepididae. The record is from the annotation of a GenBank genome assembly.
AUGCAAGUUCAUAGCGUAAUGCCAUCUCUCACAUUUCCAUCACAUUUCGCCCUUGUCACUGGUCGUAACGCAGAAAAUCACGGUUUGGUUGGCAACACAUUUUAUGAUUCGAAAUUAAAGGACAACUAUAUAUAUAAAAAUUCGACAAAACAACUUGAGUCCAAAUGGUUUGAAUAUAAUAAUAACGAACCAAUUUGGCUUUCCGUCCAAAGACAUGGAGGAAAAUGCGGAGUAAUGUACUGGCCAGGCAGCGAUGCACGAAUAAACGACAAAAUGGCAUAUGUGAAUUAUGGUCUCUAUAGCACCGUUCCAAGUCUUAGAUUCCGUGUUGACCGCGCAAUGGAUUGGAUAUCUAAACCAGAUGUUAAUUGUGUUCUGCUUUACUUCAACGAACCCGACUCUUCAGGUCACAACAGUGGUCCAAAUUCCCCAAAAGUGCUUAGUGCGAUUGAGAAAUGCAAUGAUGGUCUGGCAUAUUUAAUUGAAAGAAUUAAUGAAUCUAAGGACCUCCCUGAAAAACCAAAUAUUAUCGUCACUAGUGACCAUGGAAUGACAAAGGUCAAUAUCAGUGUAGUCGUACCUAUACAUGAAUACUUACCUCUUAAGGAAUAUAGGAGUGGAGUGGAUGGUUCACCUGCGACAUUGGGUAUCUGGCCGAUCCCAAAUGGACCGACUGUGGAUGAAUUGUACGAAAAAGUGAAAAAGGCGGAAACUGAAUUUGGACAUUGCAAGGUUUAUAAGAAGGAAGAAAUUCCAGAUGAGUACCAUUACAAAAACAAUGAUCGUGUUGCACCGAUUGUGGUGAUUGCCGAUGAGGGUUGGAUGAUUCUAUCAGAUAAGGACGAUCCAUAUACUGGAAGUCUAGCUGGAAUGCACGGAUACAAUAACUCCAACACAGAUAUGCAUCCAUUCAUUAUUGCUGCUGGACCUGGCAUCAGGAAAUUAGGCAGAGUGGACCGUUUCUAUCAGGUUGAUGUUUAUGCUCUGGUCCUUCUCCUCUUGAAAUAUUAUAUGCCUGCCGUUGUGGACAGCGAUGUCAUGCGAGUUGCUACCUUUGUGAAGACCAUACCUUCGAUGGAUGUGCUCAAACAGUUCGACAGAUAUGCUAAAGGCCUUGAUCCCCUUCCUGAUGCUUCUUCAAUGCUUGAAGCCAAUACCUUCUUCAUUCUUAUUCUAUUGCUGGUUAUUCAGUUUAUCUUGAGACACUAA